This is a messenger RNA of Thamnophis sirtalis, 10702 nucleotides long. Lineage: Eukaryota; Metazoa; Chordata; Lepidosauria; Squamata; Natricidae. The record is from RefSeq and is a predicted model, not a curated record.
GGAGAGCGUGGGGUCCGACGAGGAGGAGGAGGAAGACGGCGAGGCGGAGGAGAAGCCCGACUCCGAGGAAGAGGAGGCGGUCAUGGACGACGACGACGAUUCCGAUUACCCCGAAGAGAUGGAGGACGAGGAUGAUGCCAGCUAUUGCACGGAGAGCAGCUUCAGGAGCCACAGCACCUACAGCAGUACCCCAGGUAGAAGGCGACAGAGAGUACAUCGACCACGUUCUCCAAUCCUGGAAGAAAAAGACAUCCCUUCUCUUGACUUGCCCAAAUCCUCAGAGGACUUAAUGGUGCCUAAUGAGCAUAUCAUGAAUGUUAUUGCCAUCUAUGAGGUACUGCGGAACUUUGGCACUGUUUUGCGCUUGUCCCCUUUUCGUUUUGAAGACUUCUGUGCUGCUCUAGUAAGCCAAGAACAGUGUACACUGAUGGCUGAGAUGCACAUAGUGCUUUUAAAAGCAGUUUUACGUGAAGAGGACACUUCCAAUACUACCUUUGGACCUGCUGACCUCAAAGAUAGCGUUAAUUCCACAUUAUAUUUUAUAGACGGGAUGACUUGGCCAGAGGUUUUGCGGGUAUACUGUGAGAGUGACAAGGAGUAUCAUCAUGUUCUUCCUUUUCAAGAGGCAGAGGACUACCCUUAUGGACCAGUUAAAAAUAAAAUUCAAGUUCUGCAAUUUUUAGUGGAUCAGUUUCUGACAACAAACAUUGCACGGGAGGAAUUAAUGUCAGAAGGGGUGAUACAGUAUGACGACCAUUGUAGAGUUUGUCACAAACUGGGAGACUUGCUUUGCUGUGAAACUUGCUCAGCUGUCUACCACUUAGAGUGUGUGAAACCGCCUCUUGAAGAGGUCCCAGAGGAUGAAUGGCAGUGUGAAGUUUGUGUAGCGCACAAGGUGCCUGGUGUAACAGACUGUAUUGCUGAAAUCCAAAAAAACAAACCAUACAUUCGACAUGAACCUAUUGGAUAUGAUAGAAACAGGAGGAAAUACUGGUUCCUGAACAGGAGGAUUGUUGUAGAAGAAGAUUCAGAAUGUGAAAAGCAUAAGAGAAUCUGGUACUAUAGCACAAAAGCCCAGCUGGCAGAAUUAUCUGAAUGCCUAGACAAAGAUUAUUGGGAAGCUGAUAUCUGCAAAACUCUGGAAGAAAUGCAUGAAGAAAUUCAUCGGCACAUGGACAUAACGGAAGACCUUACUAAUAAAGCACGUGGCAGCAACAAGUCUUUUCUCUCAGCAGCAAAUGAAAUUAUGGAAGCUGUCAGAGGCAGAAAAGGGGAACUAUUAGAAGACAGAAGCUCAGUUGCUGAUGAAGAAAAAGGUACGGUUGAAAAUAAAGAAUGCACAGAUACUGAGAAUGGAAAAGAAGACCUUUCAAACCAACAGAUGGAGGUCAACAAAGAAAUAGUAGCAGAGGAAAAUUCUGAAAAAGGAGGAAAGGAAGAAUCAUCAGAUGCGUGUGAGGAAAACAAUUCUGGACUAUCGCUUCCUGGAAGCAGCAUCCCAAAUGUUCCUGCAGAAGAGGCUGAUCCUUCUGAAGGGAAGAACACAGUAGGAUGCGAUUCAGAAAUUUCUGAUGAUAAUAAGGCAGACAAAAACAGAGUAUCAGAAGUUCUUAAGGAUAUUUCAGAUGAAACAACUAAGGCAGUUCCUAAUCUGAACAUUGAUUUAUCUGCUGAAGCACUUUUGUCAGACCCAGAAAACAGCAGUAGCAAUGAACCAAAUUCUAUGCAGAGUGAAUCUGCGAAGAAUUCUGAUGAAGUGGAAAUCACUGAAGGAGGUUCUCAGAACUCAGAUGAUUUAGGUGAUAAAUCUAAUGGUGAGAGAAGUGACUCUCCAAACAGUGGAAUAGGCACUCCAGGUUCAACUCGAAUGGUCACUAGGUUACGAAAUCCAGAUAGCAAACUCAGUCAGCUGAAAAGUCAGCAGUUUGCUGCUGCAGCACAUGAAGCAAAUAAGCUUUUUAAAGAAGGCAAAGAGGUGCUUGUGGUUAAUUCUCAAGGGGAAAUUUCCCGAAUGAAUACCAAGAAGGAAAUAGUAAUGAAAGCAGGCAUCAGCAAUUAUUUUAAGCUGGGUCAAGAAGGGAAGUAUCGUGUCUACCAUAAUCAAUAUGCUACCAAUUCUUUUGCUCUGAAUAAACAUCAACACCGAGAAGACCAUGACAAAAGACGUCACCUUUCUCACAAGUUUUGUCUAAGUCCUGCUGGAGAGUUCAAAUGGAAUGGUUCUGUCCAUGGGUCAAAAGUUCUCACAAUAUCUACAUUAAGAUUAACAAUAAUUCAGCUAGAGAAUAACAUCCCCUCCUCAUUCCUCCAUCCCAACUGGGCUUCGCACAGAUCUAAUUGGAUCAAAGCUGUCCAGAUGUGCAGCAAACCUAGAGAAUUUGCAUUGGCUCUGGCUAUAUUGGAAUGCGCAAUUAAACCAGUUGUUAUGCUGCCCAUUUGGAGGGAGUCCUUGGGUCACACCAGGUUACGCAGAAUGACAGCGAUUGAAAGGGAAGAAAAAGAGAAGGCAAAAAAAAAGGAGAGAAAACAAGAGGAAGAAGAAACCAUGCAACAAGCAACUUGGGUGAAAUAUACCUUUCCUAUCAAACACCAGGUCUGGAAACAAAAAGGAGAAGAAUAUAGAGUAACAGGAUAUGGUGGAUGGAUAUGGAUUAGUAAAACACAUGUUCAUAGAUUUGUACCCAGAUUACCUGGAAAUACUAAUGUCAGUUACAGAAAGUUACUACUUGCAAAGAACAAUGCUGCUAUCACAGAACAACAGCACGAAUUGGAUAAAAGGAAAAAUCCAGCAAAAGUAAAAGUAGAGCACUGUUCUUUGAAAGAUAGAAUAAAGAGGUUCCAUGAACCACAUAAAAAGGACCAAAAAGAAACUGAACAUUCUGAGACCAUGAAGAAAAGUCAGAUCAAGGAAGAAAAUGAACUAAAUGAAGAAAAAGCUGAAAUUGAUGGACAUUUUGAAAAAUCAGAUCAAGUGAAGGAAGAUGAAAAAGUAAUCUGUGAAAAUGAUAAAGACAUCAAGGAGGAACCUAUGGAAGUAGAUGAAGUGAAAAUGGAUACUUCCCCCAAAUGUGAAGAAACUCCAAUCAGUGCAGAUUUAAUAAAUGUUAGCGAAGGUUUUCACUUAAGGACAUAUUACAAAAGGAAAGUGAAAACAUCAAAAUUAGAUGGACUACUUGAAAGAAGAGUAAAACAGUUUACACUAGAGGAAAAGCAGCGAUUGGAAAGAAUGAAGCUUAAAGCUGCUUCCAAUUCCUCAGAUUGUAAAUCUCUGAGUCCACAAAGGAAUACAGAUGACCUACCAUUAGCUAAGGCAGAAACAGAUGAAAAGAGAGCCCAUAUUUCAGGUACAAAACAAUCUGAAGAUCCUGUUAAAGACUGUUUGUCGUCUAACAACCUCCACUUCAAUAAAACCAGUGAAUCAGUUCAAUCCGUGUCUUGCUUGAAUAGACUUUUAGAUGAAGAAUCAGACGUCAUUUCAGGUCAGUGCUCAGAUUCUCAAUGUUUGUUAGCAGCAAAUGCUCAUGGAAGUGCUUCUGAACCAGUGGAUACGGAAAAAAAUAAAGUGCUGAGUAAGGAGGAGGGUAAUUCAACCAUGGAACAUUCUCAAGCAAUAGACAAUAAAGAAUCAACUAAAUGCAGUGUGCUAGGGGACAAUGAAAAAAGUUCAGAGGAAAUCACAGGGCCUAAUUGUGAACAUCAUACACAGUCAGAGGGAAUUGAACAGAAUUGUGAAAAAGAGACUGCAUCUUGCAUUAAGAAAGGAAAUGAAACCUUAAAAACUGAAAAACAGGACUGUGAUUUUGUAGAAGCUUGUAAUUUAGAGGAUCAUCAUGCAGCAAAUAACACAAAUGUGAGUCUACCGAAAAGCAAGGAAGAUGCAUCUGAACCAAAGAUUUCAUUAAAUCCCAAGCAAGUCCUGGAAGGCCUAAAAUCAUUACGUACUGAGCUUAUUUCAGAGAAGGCCUUUGAAGCCCAGAUUCCUGACACGAUAGGAGAAAACAUCUUGGAUGAAAUUACACACUCUAAAAUUCCCGAAACAAAUGGUGAAAAGCUAGAGCAGGCAAAGUGUGAUCCUCCAACUUCCAUAAGCAAGUGCAUUGAUCAGAUUAAAAGCAUUGCUGAUAAAAACAAUAAUAAAAAUGGAGAACACGAUGUCCAGAUGGACGGAGGAAAGUCGGCAACAUAUCAGAUGAAUGGAAAAGAUGCUGAUUUCAAAGUACUGCCCAAUGAAGAAUGCUUAAAAAGAGAAGCUGAGAGUAACCUUGACUCUAAAGUCAAUAAUAUUAAUAAAAACAAUCUGCUAGGUAAAUCAUUUCCUUCCAAUGAAUCUGUAAAACCAUUUAUGAAUGGAGAUAUCUCUGUGGAAGAUGUGGAUGAGAGAAGACAUUCAGAGAAUGAGUUUUCCGUUCGGAGUUCUGUGGAUCCUGACUGUGAUCCUAGAGGCGGUGUUUUACCUCAGGAGGAUACAUCUCCGUCUGCUCAAGACAGUGAAAGGAAGCAACGUUCUUCUGAAAGAUCUAGUCCUAUUGAUGAGGCAUCCCUCACAGCUGUCCAUUCCUGUAAUGAGAACAGCAUAAGUAGUGAAACAGAAGGCAUGGAGAUUGAGUCAUCAUGUAUUAAGAAGGCUGCCCUCUCGCCUGUAAUUUCAUGCGAAGAAUCUAGUUUGAGUAACGACUUUGCUGAUCAGAAUGGACUGCAGACACACAGAGUUAAAAACAUCAAUGGAGAGAGUGCAGUGAAAGCGGUUGUGACAGAAGUGACCACCACGUCUACCAUUUCUACAGAAUCAAAAACCGUUUAUAAAGUGUCAGAGCUGUCAGCGGCCAAGGAGGAUAAAGAACGUGUGGUGUCAGCAGCUGAAAAUUGUUCCAUAUCCACUGUAACCACCACCACAACUACCACUGUAACAAAGCUUACCGCUCCCACAACCGAUGUUAUUUCUGUAAAAGAGCAUAGUAAAACCGUGGUUACGACGACAGUGACUGAUUCCUUGACAACCCCAAGUGGAACAUUGGUGACUUCUAUGACAGUCAGCAAGGAAUAUUCCACAAGGGACAAAGUGAAACUAAUGAAGUUUUCAAGACCUAAAAAAACUCGUUCUGGAACCGCAUUGCCAUCUUAUAGAAAGUUUGUUACUAAAAGCAGCAAAAAGAGCAUAUUUGUUUUACCUAGUGAUGACUUGAAGAAGCUGGCAAGAAAAGGAGGGAUUAGAGAAGUUCCUUGUUUCAACUAUACCGCUAAGCCUGCUUUGGACAUCUGGCCUUAUCCAUCCCCAAGACCAACGUUUGGUAUCACUUGGAGGUACCGACUUCAGACUGUAAAAUCUUUGGCAGGAGUAAGCCUCAUGUUGAGGUUACUCUGGGCAUGCCUAAAGUGGGAUGACAUGGCUGCCAAACCUCCACCAGGAGGAGGAACUACGCGGACAGAAACAUCAGAAAUGGAAAUUACAACAACUGAAAUAAUCAAACGGAGAGAUGUUGGACCAUACGGGAUUCGAUCAGAGUACUGCAUACGGAAAAUUAUUUGUCCUAUUGGUGUUCCAGAGGCCCCCAAAGAAACGCCAACCCCUCAGAGGAAGGGGCUUAGAUCGAGUGCUUUGAGGCCCAAAAGGCCAGAAACACCAAAGCAAACAGGACCAGUCAUCAUUGAAACCUGGGUGGCAGAGGAGGAGUUGGAAUUAUGGGAGAUAAAAGCAUUUUCUGAAAGGGUGGAGAAGGAAAAGGCCCAGGCAGUUGAACAACAGGCUAAGGCGUAGUUCAGGUGCAGCAAAAAGUGUUGGGCAUCAUUCCAUCAACUACUGGAGCAAACCAACAAACAUUUACUUCAUUCCAGCCAAGGACAGCAACUGUAACUAUUAGGCCAAAUAAUACAGGAACUGUUUGUACAACAAGUGCUUCACAAAUAAUGCCUGGGACACCUCUUCGGCCUGGAAUGACGGUCAUAAGAACACCUCUUCAGCAGUCAGCUCUAGGAAAGACCAUCAUCCGAACACCUGUAGUAGUACAGCAAGGUGUUAUUCCAACCAGCCAAACACAACAAGUGGUCACCCAGAUCAUCAGAGGUCAGCCUGUGUCAACAGCCGUGUCUAGUCCUGCUACAGUUUCUGCCAGCCAAAAGGUGUCAACAACUGCAGGAAUACCUUCACAGCACCUGCAGCCACAAGCCACUCCACCACAUCCUCCUCGGCCUCAACAGGGACAGGUGAAGCUUACCAUGGCGCAACUCACACAACUCACACAAGGACAGGGUGGCAGUCAGGGAUUAACCGUAGUAAUUCAGGGUCAGGGUCAGACAACUGGGCAGUUGCAGUUGAUCCCACAAGGUGUGACGGUAAUCCCAGGUCCAGGUCAGCAACUGAUGCAAGCCGCUAUGCCAAAUGGUACCAUUCAGCGCUUUCUGUUCACCCCAUUAUCUACUGUAGCUACAGCAGCCAGCACCACUUCUACGACAGUUUCCACCUCAAUAUCAGCUGCAGGAGAACAGAAGCAAACAUCUCUUGCACAGACCCAAACACAGCCUAUGCCAGCGCUUCCACCUGCAGAGCCCAAGCCUGCCCCUCCUCCACUCUCAGCUCAGCCUCCAAGCAGUUCAGCUCAGACUGUGAUGCCUGCACAGACCCAGACCGGGCAGGCGCCAGGUCCAGUUGAAACCCACCCCUCCUCUGAAGCUCAGGUUCCACCUUCACUUCCAAGUCCAGCAGUCACCUCUGAAGCACAGCCACCCAGAACACAAUCCACAAUAACUCCAGCCGUGACUCAGCCCCCAUCCCCGAGCCUUGCCCAAGGGCCACCUUUAGCUCCAGUACAGAACCAAGCCCAGCCAGUUAUGCAUCUGCAGACCCCACCCAAAGGACAGCCGAUCCAGCCAACUCAGGUACAGACGGUGGCCCCACAGCAGGUUCAGAUCCAACCACAUCCAUCUGUGCAGAUCCAGACCCAGCCAUCCCAGGUCCCAACUCUGUCCCCUGCUUCAACUGUCAACCAAGUCAUGGGACCGCCUCCACGCCCUCAGCUGCAGAUUCAGCCCCCCCAGACCAAGGUCAUUACUGUGCCACAGCUUCAGCAGCAAGUCCAAGUAUUUUCCCAGCUCCCGUCCCAUAUGGUGGCCCAGAUUCAAGCUCAGCAGAGUGGCCUGCCUCAGCAGAUUAAGCUCCAGUUACCAAUUCAGAUUCAGCAGGCCAGCGCGGUGCAAACCCACCAGAUCCAGAACGUAGUAACUGUUCAAGCCAGUGUCCAAGAGCAACUGCAGAGGGUACAGCAGCUCAGAGAGCAACAGCAGAAGAAAAAACAGCAGCAUAUUGAAAUAAAACGGGAACACUCCCUUCAGGCUUCUAAUCAGAGUGAUAUUAUCCAAAAACAGGUGGUAAUGAAACACAAUGCUGUCAUAGAGCACUUAAAACAGAAAAAGACAUUAACUCCUGCUGAGCGUGAAGAGAAUCAACGAAUGAUCGUAUGCAACCAAGUCAUGAAAUAUAUUCUGGAUAAAAUAGAUAAAGAAGAAAAGCAGGCAGCUAAGAAACGAAAACGGGAAGAGAGUGUGGAACAAAAGCGCAGUAAACAGAAUGCUUCAAAACUCUCUGCUCUGCUCUUCAAACAUAAGGAACAGCUGAAAGCUGAAAUACUGAAGAAAAGAGCACUUUUGGACAAAGAUCUGCAAAUUGAAGUGCAGGAAGAACUAAAGAAAGAUCUAUGUAAAAUUAAAAGAGAAAAAGAAAAGGCCCAGGCUGCUGCAGCUGCGGCAGCCGCUGCUGCACUGUCUCCCCCUCCACCCCCGCCGCCACCACCCCCGCCGCAGCCACCACCUCCACCACCUCCCAGUUCCAGUGUUCCCUCCACUACUUCAGGCACAUCCUAUAUUUCAUCCCAUAAAAGAAAGCGAGAGGAUGAGAAGGAGUCUGCCUCUUCAAAAUCCAAGAAAAAGAAAAUGAUUUCUACUACCUCAAAGGAAACCAAGAAGGAUACAAAGCUUUACUGCAUCUGCAAGACGCCUUACGACGAGUCCAAGUUCUAUAUUGGCUGUGAUCUUUGUACUAACUGGUAUCAUGGAGAAUGUGUUGGCAUCACAGAAAAGGAGGCUAAGAAAAUGGAUGUGUACAUCUGUAAUGAGUGUAAACGGGCACAAGAGGGCAGCAGUGAGGAAUUAUACUGUAUCUGCAGAACACCUUAUGAUGAGUCACAAUUUUACAUUGGCUGUGACCGAUGUCAGAAUUGGUAUCAUGGGCGCUGCGUUGGUAUUUUACAAAGUGAGGCAGAUCUCAUUGAUGAGUAUGUCUGUCCACAGUGUCAGUCGACUGAAGAUGCCAUGACAGUUCUCAGUCCUUUGACUGACAAAGAUUAUGAAGGGCUAAAGAGAGUGCUACGUUCAUUACAGGCUCACAAGAUGGCUUGGCCAUUCUUAGAACCAGUAGAUCCUAAUGAUGCUCCAGAUUAUUAUGGUGUUAUCAAAGAACCUAUGGAUCUUUCCACCAUGGAGGAAAGAAUACUGAAGCGCUACUACAAAAAGGUGACGGAAUUUGUGGCCGACAUGACCAAAAUAUUUGAUAAUUGUCGUUACUACAAUCCAAGUGAUUCUCCUUUUUAUCAGUGUGCAGAGGUUCUUGAAUCCUUCUUUGUACAGAAACUAAAAGGAUUCAAAGCAAGCAGGUCUCACAACAACAAACUACAGUCGACAGCUUCUUAAAGUUUUACGUGUUAUUGUACCACAAACCGCAAGAAUCUGGUUGCCUGGAUUUUUUUUUUAAUUGGGGAGCCAGAGCUUUUUAGUCAGGGUGUCCUGGCAAGUCUUGAUGUAAACUGUGUUUUUAUCAGUCACAUCAGAUUUAUAUUCUUGGCUAAUUUUGUCCAAAGGACGAAAGAAAGAAAAUCAGCAGCAUCGUUUUCUUGUCAAGAUUGAAUUGUGUUGUUGUGGCAGAAACAGGGAAACAUUUUGCUGAAGGACAGGAAAGAAAACAAGCAAGAGAAAACAAGAUAACCGUAAAAUGGGGUCAAGUUCUAACUCCAUGGAAAUGCCACAUCUGUUCUUCAGUGAAGAAGCUGGUUUAUAAAUUCCACACAGAGAACUUUAGACUGUAUUUAUUUAUUGUUGCAAAAGGACGCUUUUUUAUUGCUGCCCUCAUUUGUCAGCUGAUGAUUUCCCCCCUCUCCCCCCCCCUUAUAAAUCCAGUCCUGGUUGUAUGUUACCCAUUCUGUAUCUUACCAUGAUUCCUGUAGGUAAAAGUACAAGAUGACCUCUAGAUGUCUUUUCUUUCUAUGAAAGGAGCUGCUAUGUACACAUGUGCACAAACCAACUGGGAAUCAACAUUGAGUUUAUCGUUCGCGGUAGAGGAAACCAAUUAAGCUUGCAUAAGUUGGGCGAAGUGGUCAUGGACUACAGACUUUGUUGCCUUGAAUAUAAACAGUAGAAUAUCAUUUACUCUACAACGGACUGAUCUGAGUAAAAUCUAUUUGAAGGUAUCUUGUUUGUAAACAUUUGUCAGAUUCUAACUUUUUUUUUCUUUUUGUAUUAAAAAAAAUUCAAAACAUGGAUGUAUAUGAAAUAAAUAAAUGGAGAUCAUUGUUCUCUCCACAUAUGUAGGUGUCGUUUGAAUGUUCACUAACAUGUUUGUGAGGUUUGUUCUUAUGUGUAAGAUCCUCAGAGUACAGAAGGGAAACAUGGAAAAGGGAAGGAGGAACAAGCGGCCCCAAAAGUGAUUCUAUUUGUUUUCAAUUGACUAUAAUAAAAUUCUUCUUCAGCAGCAGUUGGUUUCUGACUAUUACACCUAUUUUAACUAGAUUUUGCACUAAUUCAGAAUUUUUGCCCUUCAAUGAUCUGGAAUUUAUCUGAUUACGGAUAAGCUUCCCUUGGGUUUAACCUCACCCUGCUAUGCAAAAAUCUUUUCUGUUAAUUUUAUUAGACAUUGCUGUCGUUCACACUUUUCUUAUAAGUACAGGCUCAGGUGUACAGAUAAUAUAAGGUUAAUUUUCUCUAAGAAAGCUUCUGCUUUUGUACAUAGAUGCUAUCAUUUAAUCCAUAUGAAUUCGAAAGGAAGUUAAUGUUCAUUGUGAGACCAUCCAUUUAUGUUUCUUAGACAGUAGGAAGAAGAGUAUUUGUGUGUUAGGGUAUAUUGUCUUAGGACUUUUUUUCAAAGAGAUGCUACAUACUGUAUGCAUUAUGUUUAUAAAAGAAGGACUUUUCCAAAAUUAAUCCUACCAAUACUGUCUCUUCAUCAUAUUUCUUUAUUAUUCAUACUUAUGGCUGACCUUGAAAAACCAUGAACUUUCCUACUUAUAGGCAAUAGAUCAUUGUUUUUAACAGAUUGUGACAAACAGAAAAGUAACUCUUUUUGUACAUAAUAGGACAUUUCAUCUUAGACAAAAAUAAAAUAAUGUUGGACCUCAGAUUUGGUGGAGUUCCUAAUGAAACAUCAUUUGUUUAGAAUAAAAUAUGUAGCGCUUGGCAUUGCCAUACUGUGCAGAAAUUCUUUGAAGUUUUUCAUAUUAAUUAUGAAUGAGGAAAAUGCUACUUUCAUACACUUUUUACCAAGCCUCAUCAUUUUUCCUACUGCUUUGUAAUAUAUGAAGACAAUUCUUAGCUGUACCAACUAUGGUAAUUUUUAGUUUUUUGAAAAACUUUAUUUAUGAGCCAGUGUAAUGUGUGUACAUUUUAAAUACCACUUCUGUAAAAGGAAUAAAGAAAUUAUACUUUACUCAGUUUUUAAAUGAAA